Juglans microcarpa x Juglans regia is the source of this 1331-nucleotide messenger RNA. RefSeq names its product ER lumen protein-retaining receptor A. Gene Ontology annotation, molecular function: ER lumen protein retrieval receptor activity. Gene Ontology annotation, cellular component: membrane; endoplasmic reticulum; cis-Golgi network. Lineage: Eukaryota; Viridiplantae; Streptophyta; Magnoliopsida; Fagales; Juglandaceae. The record is from RefSeq and is a predicted model, not a curated record. The coding region runs from base 281 to 928 and encodes 215 amino acids. Gene Ontology annotation, biological process: endoplasmic reticulum to Golgi vesicle-mediated transport; protein retention in ER lumen. The transcript is spliced from 6 exons.
CACCCAUGUGGAAAAAAGCGGGGGUCAACACGGGACUCACGGGAGCCAUCUCUUUCCCUGGCCGUAACAAACAAACCCGAGCUUCUAAGAAAACGCACCGUACAGGUUGGAUUCUGCAAACGCCGUCGUAGACUAGAUAAAACCCGUUUCCGUCUGCCACGACAUUUCUACCCCCCGCCCCCGUCCCCGCCCCUAACUUCCUUUUCUCUCUCUCUCGUGCUCGCGCGCUCAAAUAGCUGAAAUCUAGGGCUCGAAUCUUCCCGGUUUGACCUCCGAAACCAUGAAUAUCUUCAGGUUCGCCGGCGAUAUGAUGCACUUGAUCAGCAUCCUGGUCCUGCUUCUCAAAAUCUACGCCACCAAGUCUUGUUCAGGGAUUUCGCUCAAGACUCAGGAGCUUUACGCUCUGGUGUUUCUGACGCGGUAUUUGGAUCUGUUCACGGGCUUUAUCUCUGUCUAUAACACGGUGAUGAAGCUUGUGUUCAUUGCAAGCUCUGCGGCGAUCGUGUGGUGCAUGCGGAGGCACCGGGUGGUGAGGCGCUCGUAUGAUAAAGAGCUCGACACAUUUCGCCAUUAUUUUCUCAUUGCUGCAAGCUUUGCUUUGGCGCUUCUUGUGAACGAGAAGUUUACGUUUCAAGAGAUCUUGUGGGCAUUUUCAAUAUACUUGGAGGCAGUUGCAAUUCUUCCUCAGUUAGUUUUGUUACAGCGUAGCGGAAAUGUGGACAAUUUAACGGGGCAAUAUGUUUUCUUUCUUGGGGCAUAUCGUGCAUUCUACAUCCUUAACUGGAUAUAUCGCCACUUUACAGAGUCUCAUUUUAGUCGAUGGAUAGCUUGCAUCUCCGGACUUGUUCAGACAGCUUUAUAUGCAGAUUUCUUUUACUAUUACUAUAUUAGCUGGAAAAGCAAUACAAAGCUUAAGUUGCCUGCUUGAGCCAAGCAUGGAGUUUUGGAAAUUUGAAGUUGGUUUUCCUAAAUCACUGUUAGUGUUCAUACAUUAAUCACAUCAUUGUUGGCGAAGAAGGGAUGCAGGUUUCUUAGUUUAAUUAAGUCGAUAAACCCAAGCAGGUGGGUGAAAAUUUAGCUGGCUUUAGGUGAAAAUACCCAUGUUAUAGGCAAUUGUAGAGCAGAUAAUAGUAACUCUAUGGUUUUUAGGUGGUGGUAGUCUUUUUAAGUAACUUUUCUUGCCACUGAUUUUGACUUGUAAAGAUUUAUUGGGAGGACACAUGUGCAGACUUGGCUAACAGCAGACGUGGAUGUUUGGUGCACAUAUGAUUAAAUCUGUAGUUGUUUAUUUAUUGUAAUUGUUUGUUUUCGGCAAGAUACAAUUAAUUAAA